Alternaria rosae is the source of this 1371-nucleotide messenger RNA. RefSeq lists its product as uncharacterized. Gene Ontology annotation, cellular component: membrane. The coding region runs from base 156 to 1205 and encodes 349 amino acids. Lineage: Eukaryota; Fungi; Ascomycota; Dothideomycetes; Pleosporales; Pleosporaceae. The record is from RefSeq and is a predicted model, not a curated record. The transcript has 2 exons.
CGCUGAGAAUGCAUGAUUUAUUCCGCUGCGCAGUUGGGGAGGUUGUGCUAUAAGUAAGCGUGAAACGCAUCAAAUACACGUAAAGUCUCACGUUCCCGUAUCCUGAGGUCGCCUUCCAUCGGAGAGCUUUCCGGACCUUCCCUCAUCACAACAUCAUGAUUUCAGCAUCGCCAUUAACAAAUAAAUUUUCUAGUGCUACAAGCAGUGUGGCUCUGGUCUUUCAUAAUAAUGCCGGUAUUAUUCUUAUGCUCUUGGCGCAGGUAUGCUCCACUAUCCUGGCGACAUUGGGACGCAUCCUGAGAACGGAGCGUAGCGGCGGCUCAGGCACCACAACAGUCGGUACUUCAGAGAUACUCAUUGCAAUGAUGUCGAUAAUCACCAUUCUGUCGUGGACCUACAUAUUACUGUCCCCGGCAGCUAUCCCUGGUGGCGCCUUUGGUCCUACAAAAUUGCGUCCUCUACUCGUAGUAAGAGGCGUCGCGGGUUUCUUCGGUAUCUGGGGCUUCUACGUCUCUCUACGCUAUCUCGCCCUAGCUGAGGCAACUCUAAUCAAUUUCCUCGCGCCGAUUCUCGCUGCCCUUCUCCUCGGCUUAUUACCAGGUCAGCAGCGCUGCUCUGUCGCUCAAGUUCUCGCAGCUCUCGUUGCGGCCAUCGGCUUACUCUGUAUAUUGCAGCCUUGGAGCGCUCAUGUAACGAAUACGCCUAGAGAACACGCGCUGGCCAUUGGUGCGGCACUUAUCGGUGUCCUCGGGGGCGCAGUCUCUUUCCUGACGAUGUCAUGCCUGGGAGAGCACGUACACCCAAUGACAACAGUUUCAUACUUCGCGCCCGUUUGUACGCUGCUCAGCGGCACAUCGCUCAUCAUACAGCAACAAGGCUUGAGUUUCCCAUCUACCGCCGUAGGAUGGCUGUUCGUAUGCGUGCUAGGCAUAUUGGGGUUCAGUAUGCAUUGGCUCAUGGCAGCGAGCUUGAUGACCGGCGAUUCGAAGAGAGCGCUUCAUAUAGUAUACCUGCAGGUGGUAUUUGCUAUGUUAGCGGAUAAGAUUGUAUGGAGACUGGAGCCGGGAUGGUGGAAGUACGCUGGUGCGGUAUUGAUUGUGGGAAGCGCCAUCUUUGUUGCAGCUAUAAAGGAGCCUCAAGGAUACACACUGGUUGGAGAAGUCGACGAAGAAGAAAAGAUUGAGACGGAAGAUUCCAAUCACUGAGGCGAGGAUAGCCAAAGUCAUCGACCUCUUCAUUGCUGAACAUGAAACGCGCUGAUAGCAGGGCGAAUUUGCGGAGGGUCAAGUCAUGAGGACUUCAAUCCCAACUGACCCGGCACAAAACUAUACGCCUGUCGUCCCUCAAACCAAGUCUUCAAAACCGUGGCUC